GCUAUCACCGUUCCCCGAGAUUUUUUUCCAUUAUUUCAAGAGAAAUGCUAGGAAUCCAAAUCCAAUAAUGAUCCUGAUUAUCAAAACCAUGUCACUGUGCAUCUCACCAAUUUCGAUGAUCUGGGUUUGUUGUCUGCACGUCAUCUUGAAAAAUGGCGACUUUACUCAACCUGAGGUGAAAAGUUCAUGAAAUCUUAGAAGAAUGCCUUCAUUUCUUCUUGAAUUUGUUCUUACAGAUGAGAACCGAAUGAAUAUUAGCCAUCCAAAUUCUCUGUAAAUGUAUUCAUGAUAUCACCAUCCAUGGAAAUCCCAUUCUACUGUUAUUUUCUGCUCUUUCUCUUAUUGUUUAUCCUCACAAAACAUCUGAUUUUGCCGAGCAAAAGACUCCCACCAGGCCCUGCUUUUUCCCUCCUCAUUAUUGGCCACCUCCAUCUCUUGAAGAAACCCCUACACCGAUCCUUUGCAAAACUUGCAGACCAAUAUGGUCCAGUUCUCUAUAUCAAGAUGGGCUCCCGCCCUGUCCUCCUUGUUUCUUCCCCCACCGCCGCCGAGGAAUGCUUCACCAAAAAUGAUAUCGCGUUUGCAAACCGCCCAAGACUCCUUGCCGGAAAACACCUUGGCUACAACUAUACUACCCUUGUUUGGGCCUCCUAUGGCUACCACUGGCGCAACUUGAGGCGCAUAGCCUCUCUUGAACUUCUGUCAUCCAAUCGCCUCCAAACGUUCUAUGGCAUACGCGUUGACGAGGUUCGAUCGUUGAUUUCUCGGCUUUUCCAAGACUUGGAAGGGGUUGAGUUUCGGACCGUGGACAUGAAGUCAGUUUUUUUUCAGCUGACCCUCAAUGUCAUGAUGAGAAUGAUCGCAGGAAAGCGGUACUAUGGAGAGAACGCGGCAGAGCUGGAAGAAACGAGAGAGUUCAAGAAAAUUGUGAAGGAGACCCUUCAGCUCAGUGUGCCUACAAAUCUAGGAGAUUUUCUGCCGGCUUUUAAAUGGGUUGGAUCGAGAGGACUGGAGAAAAGGUUGGUGAUACUGCAGGGGAAAAGGGACAAGUUCAUGCAGGAGUUGAUUGAAGAACAAAGGAGAAUGAGGGCCGAUUCUGCUUUUGAAGAGAGGGACAAGAACAUGAUUGACGUCCUAUUGUCACUGCAAGAAGCUGAACCUGAGUUUUAUAAGGAUGAAAUCGUGAGAGGCAUGAUGCUUGUCAUGUUAACUGCAGGGACGGACAGUUCAGCUGGAACAAUGGAAUGGGUAUUGUCUCUUCUGUUGAACAAUCCAGAGUCCCUUGUAAAAGCCCAGGCUGAAAUUCACAAUCACAUUGGACAAAACAGGCUACUAGAGGAAUCAGAUCUUACAGAGCUUCCCUAUCUUCGCAGCAUCAUAAACGAGACACUCCGGAUGUACCCACCUGCCCCACUUCUUCCCCACGAGUCAUCCGAGGAAUGUACUGUCGGUGGCUUUCAUGUCCCGUGCUGCACAAUGCUAAUGGUAAAUGCAUGGGGCAUACAAAAUGAUCCCAAGAUAUGGGCUGAGCCUAGAAAGUUUAAGCCAGAGAGGUUCCAAGGUCUGGAAGGGGAAAGGAAAUUCGAUGGAAUGGUGUUGUUGCCGUUUGGAGCAGGGAGAAGAGGUUGUCCUGGAGAGGGUCUGGCAAUGCGGAUGGUGGGGCUGGCCUUAGGAUCACUGAUUCAGUGCUUUGAGUGGAAAAGAAUUGGGGAGGAGAUGGUGGACAUGACAGAAGGGGCAGGACUCACAGUGCCCAAAGCGCAACCAUUACUAGCCAUGUAUAAGCCACACCCUGCAAUGGCAAAUUACCUUUCUAAACUCUGAGAACGCUAGGCUCCCGGCCUGUUCUUUGCUCGCCUCUAUUCUAGUAUUCUUAUUUUCUA
This is a messenger RNA of Carya illinoinensis, 1883 nucleotides long. RefSeq names its product cytochrome P450 81Q32-like. Bases 286 to 1824 code for a protein of 512 amino acids. The record is from RefSeq and is a predicted model, not a curated record. The transcript has 2 exons. Lineage: Eukaryota; Viridiplantae; Streptophyta; Magnoliopsida; Fagales; Juglandaceae. Gene Ontology annotation, molecular function: oxidoreductase activity, acting on paired donors, with incorporation or reduction of molecular oxygen; monooxygenase activity; iron ion binding.